AUGAUAGCUACUAACAAGGCUCAAGCUGCCAAGAAAGCUGCUCUUAAGGGUGUCCAUGGCAAGACCGUGCGCAAGAUCCGCACUUCUACUCGCUUCAACAUUCCCAAGACUUUGAAGUUAAGCCGCACUCCCAAGUAUACUCGCAAGUCUGUUCCUCAUUUGCCUCGUAUGGACCAAUAUCGAGUCAUCCGUCAACCCUUGAACACUGAAACCUCUAUGAAGAAGAUUGAAGACCACAACACUUUGACUUUCAUUGUCGACGUUAAGGCCAACAAGAACCAAAUCAAGCUUGCUGUCAAGAAGCUCUAUGAUGUAGAAGCUCUCAAGAUCAACACUUUGAUCCGACCUGAUGGUACCAAGAAGGCUUACGUCCGUUUGACUGCUGAUGUGGAUGCUCUUGAUAUUGCUAACCGUAUUGGUUUCAUCUAAAU
Molecule: messenger RNA, 431 nt
Organism: Halteromyces radiatus
Lineage: Eukaryota; Fungi; Mucoromycota; Mucoromycetes; Mucorales; Cunninghamellaceae
Product: ribosomal protein L23/L15e core domain-containing protein
Exons: 2
Coding region: 1-429 (142 amino acids)
Biological process (GO): translation; ribosomal large subunit assembly
Cellular component (GO): ribosome; cytosolic large ribosomal subunit
Molecular function (GO): rRNA binding; structural constituent of ribosome
Source: RefSeq, a predicted model, not a curated record